Cucurbita moschata (crookneck pumpkin) is the source of this 2704-nucleotide messenger RNA. RefSeq names its product zinc finger protein 830-like. NCBI's taxonomy places the organism in Eukaryota, Viridiplantae, Streptophyta, Magnoliopsida, Cucurbitales, Cucurbitaceae. Bases 228 to 2111 code for a protein of 627 amino acids. The transcript has 3 exons. Gene Ontology annotation, molecular function: zinc ion binding; nucleic acid binding. The record is from RefSeq and is a predicted model, not a curated record.
UUAGAGAUGCGGGGAGAAAAGGAAAUUGGUUGUCUUGGAGGGCGAGAUUCACUUCCAUGACUAUGGAUGCCGAUUGUUGAUCCAGGUUUUCUCCCUUCUUUCUUCUCAUCUUCUUCAACUUUCCUUCUUCUUUGCCUCCCCCUCCGCCGCUCGCCGGAAUCCCUAACCCUAACCCUAACCCUAACCCUAACCCUCGCUUUCCUCUUUCGUUUUUCUGCGUUCUGACCAUGGAGUUCAAGUUCCGUGCCGGCGAUCCCCGAUCUCCGCCACCGCCGCUGCAGUGUGCUUCUUCUAUGCCGCCGCUUCAGUGUGCUCCUCCUAUGCCUCCGCUGCAGUGUGUUCCUCCUAUGCCUCCGCUGCAGUGUGCUCCUCCUAUGCCUCCGCUGCAGUGUGCUCCUCCUAUGCCGCCGCCUGGUUUCUGUUUACCUAAGCAAGGAUUUCCAGACGCCUAUCUCGGACGAACCACGAACAUGGCAACACUGAGAACGCCGUUCGAUACCAACGAGGUAAUGCACUGCGAGAUGGAGUUGAUGCGAUUGAGACAAGAGAAAUUGGUGCUGGAGAUUGAACGGCAGCGAUUUCUGGAAGAGGAUGCGAGGAGAGAACUGAUGUUGUUCGAACGAGAGAGAGCGAUUCGUGAAGUUGCGCAGUCAGUGGGAUAUCCUUUCCGACAGCCCCAACCAUGGGGAGUGCCAUUCGCUGCGGCGGGGCCUUCUCUGUCUCCGUCACCGGCGGUAAUGGUGCAAUCAUUCCAAGAAUGGCAGAGAAUGGAUAAAGCAAAAAGUUCCGAAUGCCUAGGGUUUGGUCCAGCGGCAUUGCCACCACGGGUUCAGCCGUUUAUGGCGGAACACUAUAGGGAGCGUCAAGUACUACAGCCUGAUGAAAACAAACUCAUUGUACUGGAAAAACCCGACCCAAAUGUAUUUAGAGAAAAGAGAAAGGCCGAGAUGGCAUCAACGUCUUCCGACAACGUCCAAUCAUCUUAUAUGAAGAAGACUCCAAAGGGCGAGUUGAGUUGUGCACUGUGUCAAGUUACCGUGACAAACGAAAAGGUCUUUAAUGAACACCUUCAUGGCAAGAAGCACAAGCGCAGAGAAGCUGGUCUGAGGGCUCAAAAUGCAAGCAAACUUUUCCAGGCUGCACCACCCGAGCCAUUAUCUAACAAAAGGAUGAAGCUGGAGAAAACGUUUGGCUCUGCAGGUGCAAUCGAACUAAAGGAGUCGAAAGAUGGAGAAACUCUUCAAGGUGAGAAAACUGAAGGUAGUUUUGUCACGAACGCAUUAAUUCCGAACUUUCUGGAAUCAGAUGACAAAGAGGAUAAUGAGCAACAGAACCAGCAGAACCAGAACAAUAACCUGGAGAACCUUCUGAAAUCAGGUGAAAAAGAGGAUGAUAAGCAAGAGAACCUGCAGAACUUUCUGAAAUCAGACGACAUGGAGGAUAAUAAGCAACCGAACCUGCAGAACAUUCCGAAAUCAGAUGACGAGGAGGAUAAUAAGCAACAGAGCCUGCAUAACCCGAACCUGCUGAACUUUCCGAAAUCAGAUGACAGGGAGGAUAAUAAUCAACAGAGCCUGCAUAAACCGAACCUGCAGAACUUUCCAAAAUCAGAUGACGGGGAGGAUAAUAAACAACAGAGCCUGCAUAACCCGAACCUGCAGAACUUUCCGAAAUCAGAUGACGGGGAGGAUAAUAAUCAACAGAGCCUGCAUAACCCUAACCUGCAGAACUUUCUGAAUUCAGGUGAAAUAGAGGACGAUAAUAAGCAACAGAACCUGCAAAACAUUCUGGAAUCAGGUGACGAAGAGGAGGAUGAGCAACAGAACCUGCAGAACCUUUUGAAAUCAGGCGAAAACGAGGAUAAUACGCAACAGAACUUGCAGAACCAGAACCUGCAGAACCUUUUGAAUUUGCAACAGAACCAGGCAGUGUUUGGGCAAAACUUUACCACUGAGGACCUUCUUGCGGCGAAAAAGAAGUUUAAGUUUUGGUGUAAAAAGUGCAAAGUUGGUGCUUAUGCUGCAGGCGUGAUGGUUGCUCAUUUGAAUGGGAAGAAACACCAAGCAAAUCUUCAACAACCUGAUCAAACUUGGACAGGGAGGCCAUUUUAGCUUUCAAGAAACCUGAGAGAGAUGCAGAUGUAGAUAACUGGACAAAAGAAGAGGAACGGUCGACAACAGGUAUUGCCCGUUGAUUAGCGGUAGGGCGGUUUAGAAUGACUUUCUAAAUACUUUUCAAGCUUUUCAUAGUCGAAAAUGGAUUUUCAAAAUCGUAGGAGGUGCAUGGUUCACAGCCGAAGUCUCGAGAGUCUCGAGAGCCUCGAGAACCUCUAGUAAGUUGGCCGUUUAUUUAGUUAAUAUAUUCCCAUCUUACUUCGUUAGUACUAAAUUAUCCUUUACUUGCUCUUUUUAUGGAGAAAAAGGCUUGCCUGUAGCAGCCAUACAACCAACUAACCCAAAGCUAGUAGCUUUGUACAAGUUAGAGUGGUUGGCUUAGCCAUAAACAAGCCUUUGACGAUAUAAGAAAGAGUAAGGGACUGCAUUUGGCUUGAGAAGGGUAAAACAAGAUAUUGUGAAUAUAUUUCCUUAAUUAUCGUCUCCAUUUUGGUUCGAGAACGGUUUUUCGUAGCAUGAAUCGAGAAUGUCGAUGAACAUGUUCGAAGCUAUAAUUUAUAGUUCUAUAUGGUCAAAUUGUUCUCGUCCUA